AUGUUGAUGAGGGCAGUGCUCAGAAAGGGGGGUGUUCAGUAUGCGAAGUGCUAUGGGAAAUAUGUCGGAUUUGGUGUUGUGCCGGUGGUAGAGUAUAGGAGUAGGCAGGAGCGUUCAAUGUUGGUGGUUGGGGCGGCGAGACGUGGGUAUGGCAGUGGCAGUGGUAAAGGAUCUUUGAAGACGGAUGGGAUUGAUGGUGCGGAGAUAGAAGGUGGCAAGCACGGUGACGUUCCGGCUGUGAAUGGGAAAGCCGGGAAGCCGAAGGAUUCAUUGUGGAGCAAGGUAAAACAUGAGGUCAGACACUAUGUGAAUGGUACAAAGUUACUAGGGUAUGAGAUUAAAGUUUCGAUGAAGCAUUUGAUGAAAUUUGCCAAAGGGUAUGAGUUGUCUAGACGUGAAACGAAACAAUUGAAGAGGACUAUGAGUGAUGUGUUCCGGUUGGUACCGUUUUCGGCAUUUUUGAUUAUUCCAUUUGCAGAGUUACUGCUACCGGUGGUGCUUAAAAUUUUCCCAAAUAUGUUGCCCUCAACAUAUGAAUCUGGGAAACAAAAGGAGAAGAAGAUUGUAAAGUUCGAUGAAAUCAGACAGAAGACGUCGAAUUUUCUUCAAGAAACCCUUGAAGAAUCGUCUUUGAUUUCUUAUAAUUCGUUGGAAAGCUCAGAGAAGAAGAAGAAGUUUCUCAACUUUUUUAGGAAUCUCAAUUCGCCUAAGGAUAACAAGGUUAACAUCUUUACACAUGAUGAUAUCGUCACCAUUGCAAAAAUGUUUAAAAACGACACAGUUCUGGAUAACUUGUCUCGUCCACAGUUGGUUGCAAUGGCAAAGUACAUGUCUUUAAGACCCUUUGGCACGGAUGCUAUGCUGCGUUACCAGAUUCGAUACAGCCUGAAAAUCAUCAUGGAUGAUGACAAGGUAAUUGACUACGAGGGUGUUGAAUCAUUGUCAAUGGAGGAGCUAUAUCAGGCGGCUACUUCCAGAGGUAUUAAGACUUUCGGGGUUUCCCGUGAGGAAUUAGUGCAAAAUAUGAAAGUUUGGUUAGAACUCAGAUUAAGGCAUCGAGUCCCAAGUGUGUUGAUGAUUUUAUCAAGUGCGUACACUUUUGAUGGUUUGAAAACAGACCAAAGUAACCAGGCCGCUCAAACAUCCGCACAGGCAAAAGACGACAAGUUUAACAAGCAGUUGGAUUUGUAUUACGACGGCUUACUUCAGGUGUUGAGUUCUAUUCCUGACCCGGUUUACAAUGUUGCAAAGUUGGAUGUUUCUACUCAUAAGGAACAGAAGCCUGCCGCUGAGGCUCACGAAGGUGAAACACACCCCGUAACCACAGCUGCACAAGAUCCUGUCACUGCACGUACUACCCCUCAGUAUUCGGAGAAGGUUAAGACACCCUCAGAAAAGGAACUUGUACAAGAAGAAUAUGUUCAGUCAUCAUCGGAUGAUAACGAAUUCAAAUUGAAUGUAUUGAAAGAACAGGAAGAAUUGAUCAGGAAAGAAGAAGAGGAAGCCAAGCUGAGGAAAAGCUCUGAAGUCGUUGAGGACAACAUCACUCUAGAUGAGGAAGAAGUUUCUACUACCACCCUCACUCAGGGUAAAGGGGAGCGGGAGGGCUUAGAGAAAUAA
Eremothecium cymbalariae DBVPG#7215 is the source of this 1620-nucleotide messenger RNA. RefSeq names its product ribosome-binding protein MDM38 (gene MDM38). Gene Ontology annotation, molecular function: ribosome binding. The record is from RefSeq and is a predicted model, not a curated record. Gene Ontology annotation, biological process: intracellular monoatomic cation homeostasis. Gene Ontology annotation, cellular component: mitochondrial inner membrane. Bases 1 to 1620 code for a protein of 539 amino acids. The transcript has a single exon. Lineage: Eukaryota; Fungi; Ascomycota; Saccharomycetes; Saccharomycetales; Saccharomycetaceae.